UACCCACAGCGAAGUUUCCGAUUCCCUCCAUUCUUCAGUAUAUUAUAAAUAAAUAAAUCUUCCCUAUUUCGGACAAGAUCGCUUUUCCAACGCGCUUUUCUUCUAAUCCAUUUUUAUUUUGCUUUUCACCUCACAUGGAUUAAUCCUCAAUUAACAGAAAAUCAUACACAAAUAAUCGAUUCCCGAACCCUCAGAUCUAUUUCGUAUGUUCUUCGUUCUUCGAUCGGUUACGAUCGAACAAAGGCGUUUUGAUUUUUGUUCUGAAAUUUCUUUUGUUAGAAUUAGGGUUUCAAAUAUCAUAGAAUGAUGUCUUCGAUUUUCUUUCUACGCCAUUUGGUUCUAUUUCACGGUGGUUCUUCUUUUCAUCGUCUUAAGCAUCUUGAAAAAAGUGAUCGGCGUGGUAAUCUUAGUUAACCUUACGCUUUUUUCUUCCUUCUUCUUAGUUUCGUUUUCUCAAAGUUUUUCGAUCUCUUUUUCGGAUAAUUGCUUCUGGUUUUGUGAAUUUCGAUUCGCGGUGAUCGUGCUUCGGAAAUUCGUUGACGAAUUUGAGGCUUUUGGUAUUGCGUUGACUUCAAAGGCCGUGAUUGGUUGCUGUUGUUUGUUCCUGUUUUGAGAUUUUUGCAAUUUGAAUCUACAAACUUCGUUGUUUAAGUGUUAUCUUAUACCUUUGAUGGACAUCCUCUCUCCUGUUAAUGUUGGGGAUGAUGAUGAUGUCAUAAGUAAACUUGAAAGUACUUUCGUCGGGUCCUUACAUAUACAAGAUGAUCAGGAGUUGGAACAUGUAUCUGACAAGGAUGGUCUUGGUAACUGUCAUGCAGGGGAGGGAUGCAUAUGUGGUGGUUUUGAACAGCAAGAAACCUCACUAAAAGUGAAGAGCUUGAAGGAGUGUUCAACAUUUCCUUAUUCUAAUACGGUGUUGCCUUCAUGCUCGGCAUCUGAGCGGACACCUACAAAACUUGUAUCUGCCAUGAAGGGUAGCCGUGAGAAUCAUGGGGGAUCACAAAUGAAAUUGUCAGUUAAAUGGUCCCCUGAUGUAUAUGAUCCGGUACCAACAUUAUCGUCACAUACUGUGAGAAUCAAGAAACAACAUAAAUCUAGGAUCAAGAAGAGUGAUAAGAAAUAUGUUAAGAAAGGUCACAAAGGAAACUAUUCUAAAGGGACUAGUGGCAAAGAUAAGAAGCAGUAUCACUAUAAAUGGCCGGAAUCUUGUGGCAAAGGAUUUGAUGCUUCCAUGGAAUUAAAUAAUCUUGAUGUUGUUGGCCAUGAUUCAUACCAUGAAAUUAGCAACUCAAAACCACCAGCUACAGAAAAUCCUUGUCAUGUCGGAGAAGCGCUGAGGAACAUCCUUGAUUUUGUCUCCUAUAUAAAGACUGCAUAAAUAAAUAUAUAACUAGUUCGGUUUUGUAUCCUAUAUCAAGACUUCAUAAAUACUGAGGAACAUCCUUGAUUUUGUCUCCUAUAUAAAGACUGCAUAAAUGAAUAAAUAACUAGUUCGAUUUUGAUGUUUCAAAAAAAAAAAACUAGUUCGAUUUUGUAUCCUAUAUCAAGACUUCAUAAAUAAUUAGUUUCCUA
Trifolium pratense (red clover) is the source of this 1572-nucleotide messenger RNA. RefSeq lists its product as uncharacterized. The transcript is spliced from 3 exons. Bases 671 to 1378 code for a protein of 235 amino acids. Lineage: Eukaryota; Viridiplantae; Streptophyta; Magnoliopsida; Fabales; Fabaceae. The record is from RefSeq and is a predicted model, not a curated record.